AUGCCACCCAAUAGCAACAAAGCUUCGGAAGUGCUUUACGAGCCAGAACCGGAAAUCCUGGAAGAUACUCCUCCUAAGCAUCUCGACCUCCAGCUGAAAACUCCCAAGGACUACAAACUGAAAUGGGUGUGGCGCAAUAUAAUCCUUUUUGUAAUUCUUCAUAUAUCCGCGAUGUACGGUGUCUGGCUGUGUUUUACUGAGGCCUCGUGGAAAACUCUUUUCUGCUUUCCAGUGUCGAUCGUAAUAGCGAUCUUCGGGAUCUCUGGUGGAGCCCAUCGUCUGUGGUCGCACCGGGCCUUUAAGGCAAAUCUUCCACUGCAGCUUAUCCUGCUGUUCUGCAACACAUUCGCCUUCCAAGAUUCGGUCUAUACUUGGGUCCGGGAUCAUCGCGUGCACCACAAGUUUGCGGAAACAGACGCGGAUCCGUACAAUGCGAAGCGCGGCUGGUUCUUUUCCCACAUUGGAUGGCUGUGCUGCAAAAAGCACCCGGAUGUGAUAGCUAAGGGCAAGGAGAUAGAUCUUUCCGACCUGAAACGGGAUUCCCUCAUCAUGUUCCAACAUAAGUACUAUCUUAUUUUGAUGCCGUUGAUAUGUUUCAUCCUGCCCACUUUAAUACCAAUGUAUUUUUGGGGAGAGUCCCUAAACGUCUCCUGGCAUGUGAUGUCCAUAUUCCGGUGGUGCCUGUCCGUGAACAUAGUCUGGCUGGUGAACAGCUCGGCGCACAAAUUCGGAAUGAGGCCCUACGACAAGAACAUAGGACCUACGAAUGAAAGUAUCCUGAUGUGGAUGCGCCUCGGAGAGGGCUACCAUAACUACCACCACACUUUCCCGUGGGAUUACAAAGCCUCUGAGCUGGGGCCCUAUUCCCGGGAAGUAAUCACAUGGAUGAUCGACUGCUUCGCUAAACUCGGCUGGGCAUACGAUUUGAAGACAGUGUCGGACGAUUUAGUUAGAAAGCGAGUGCAGCGUACGGGCGACGGAUCCCAUCCUGUGUGGGGAUGGGGAGACAAGGAUCAGAAAAUGGACGAUAUAGUUGGAACAAAGCUGACUAACUAA
Molecule: messenger RNA, 1056 nt
Organism: Drosophila bipectinata
Lineage: Eukaryota; Metazoa; Arthropoda; Insecta; Diptera; Drosophilidae
Product: acyl-CoA Delta-9 desaturase-like
Biological process (GO): unsaturated fatty acid biosynthetic process
Cellular component (GO): endoplasmic reticulum membrane
Molecular function (GO): stearoyl-CoA 9-desaturase activity; iron ion binding
Source: RefSeq, a predicted model, not a curated record